AUGGCCCCUGUCUGCUGGCAUGCAGCGGCUGUCUUCUUUUCCGUCGUUCUCUCCCUUUUCAUUGUGGAAGUGGCAUCUCUACCUGCUGGCAGCCCAGACUCAUCAUGGUCUGCAGGAUCGAACUUUGUCCCGAUGGACGAGGACGAUUCCAUCACCUCGGCUCAUUCGCGCAAUGGACCUUCCUGGCACCACGCUCCUUCCGGACAGCACGAGGGUUUGCCGCAGCCUUGGCACCACGAUCCGACGGAUCUGCAUCAGCCCGCUUGGGGUGUCAGCGGCUCAGCACCAGUUCUGCCACAUCAGCACGAUCCAGCUUGGGUGCCUGCACCAACCGGACCACUGGACGACCUCGACCAUAUGAUUCUCGACCAUUUGCUGAAUGACGUGUCUGCUGCUGCGCCCCCUUCUGGUCAAGGCAAUACAGCGCGCCUUCUCAAUCACCUGGCUCAGGCUAAGCCAGGCGACAUCCUCCGACAGUCCGGUCACAGGGAAUUUCCACAGGGGCUGCGGUUCGGGAAGCCAACUGCAAAUCCUUCGUCUGAACCUCGUCCGGAUUCACCCGGACAAGCUUCGAGCUCCGGAAGCCCACGCUCACCGCAGACCGAAUCAGAUAGUUUCCGUCAUGGUAUGACGCAUAACAGUCUGCCCGACAAUCCUCUCUCGAAUGCUGAAAGCUCAGGGGCUCCAGCGAUCAUACGUCCUCUGAGCCCCGACCCGCCGCACAGAGGACGAUAUCCGAUUUCGGUGGAGCCACCGAUCAAUCUCCAGAAGAUCGUAGAAACGCCUCCGUCUCUGCCGCCACUGUCUGUAGCAGAGCCCGGCGCUUCAACCUACAGGAGGUAUGCUUACCCGUACGCCGCCUCCGACACAAACUUGCGCAGUGUGAUCAACAAUCGCGUCUUUGAUGGAAAGCUGCAUUGGGUGAAUCCGAUGGAAGUUCGGUCGACUCUGCGGAAGACGCAUUUCCGAGGUGCCAUUAAAGCGAACCGUGUGCUUCCAUACGUCGUCGACCCGAGCACGUCUCCAGCCCACGGUGGGAGCGGCGAAAUCCGUUUGGCGAUCCACAAAGUCCACGUGUUUCCCAAGGGUCAGACUCAUCCAAUCCCCACCAGAACAUACUACACUAUGUGGAGCUACCCUCCGAGGUCGAACUGGAAGCAGCCAGAGAUCAGACAGAUCGGGCUUGGAUAUCUGGAGCCCAAAGACGUCGACCACGUCGAUGGACAUCUCGACUUGAUGGAAAAGUCCAACGAGUAUCGCGAUGCAGUCUUGAGCAGAAUCCAUGUCUAG
Moesziomyces aphidis is the source of this 1290-nucleotide messenger RNA. The record is from the annotation of a GenBank genome assembly. Lineage: Eukaryota; Fungi; Basidiomycota; Ustilaginomycetes; Ustilaginales; Ustilaginaceae.